This is a messenger RNA of Homalodisca vitripennis (glassy-winged sharpshooter), 5430 nucleotides long. It is a transcript of the gene Imp, whose product is annotated as insulin-like growth factor 2 mRNA-binding protein 1. The transcript is spliced from 12 exons. Gene Ontology annotation, cellular component: nucleus; cytoplasm; cytosol. Gene Ontology annotation, molecular function: mRNA 3'-UTR binding. The coding region runs from base 224 to 1930 and encodes 568 amino acids. Lineage: Eukaryota; Metazoa; Arthropoda; Insecta; Hemiptera; Cicadellidae. The record is from RefSeq and is a predicted model, not a curated record. Gene Ontology annotation, biological process: nervous system development; regulation of gene expression.
AGGAGCGAUAGUUGAACAUUCGGCAGCGUUCGCCCUUUCUCGUCUCGCGGUCGGACCUUCACACGAGCAUGUUCAGUGCGUAGACAGUGCGUGGACUCUUUUAAAUAGUGUUUUGUUAUUGUUUUAUGAACAGAUUUUGACCAUUGCUUCUAUUGGGAGUGGUAAAUUUGUGGUGAUAGUGCAAUUUAGAUAGACUGUUGAAUUUAGUGACUUUUGAGUGACAAUGACUUCGCCGAGUGAAAUAGAGGACGGAUCCGCCCCCAUCACGCCUGAGGAAUACAACGGUUUCCACACCAGGGUCCGGAGCUGUUUGCAAACGUACAUUUCUCGCAGUUCGAAUACGAAAAUUGUAGUCAGCAACCUGCCUCCGCAUGUCAGGAUCGAAGACUUGGAACAUUUGUUAACGCCUUUUGGACAUGUGCAGAAGUGUGAGAAGUUGAGUUCGAGAGAAGGACAGCCGCAAGUGGUCCAGAUCAGCUAUGACACUCAAGAGCAGGCUCAACAGGCUGUCAAUGAGUUGAACGGAUGUCAAUUUGAGGGAAGUAACUUGAAGGUGGAGUUGGCAAUGGAGCGCAGAGGCAGGGGGGGUCCGAGACCGAGAGGGCCCCCGGGGGGAUUCCCUGGCAUGGCUGGUGGGGGGGGCAGACCCACUGACUUCCCUCUGAGGAUACUGGUACAGAGUGACAUGGUAGGGGCCAUCAUCGGGCGCCAGGGCACUACCAUCCGACAGAUUACACAGCAGACAAGAGCCAGAGUUGAUGUGCACAGAAAAGACAAUGUUGGGUCCCUUGAAAAAGCCAUUACCAUUUAUGGUAACCCUGACAAUUGUACAAACGCAUGCAAGAAGAUCUUGGAAGUGAUGCAACAAGAAGCAACCAAUACGAAUAAGGGAGAAAUCACACUGAAGAUUUUAGCCCAUAACAAUCUGAUUGGUAGAAUUAUUGGGAAAGGUGGAAACACAAUCAAACGCAUUAUGCAAGACACGGACACAAAGAUCACAGUUUCAAGCAUUAACGAUAUCAACAGUUUCAACUUGGAGAGGAUUAUCACGGUAAAGGGGAGCAUAGACAACAUGUCAAGAGCUGAAAGUAUGAUCAGUGCCAAGUUGCGUCAGAGCUACGAAAAUGACCUACAAGCAAUGGCUCCUCAAAGUAUGAUGUUUCCCGGACUGCAUCCCAUGGCGAUGAUGUCAACAUCAGGAAUGGGCUACAGUGGACGAUCAGGCAUGGGCUACCAGGGAGGCUACCCUGCCCCGUACCCACCCAUGUACCAGGGCGGACCCCCACCCAUCGCCAGUGCACCCCCUGGUGGUGAUGCAUCGGAUCCAUUGUAUGGCGGAUACGAACCACCAUUCCUCAGUGACGCAGAAGGCUACGAUCCCUACUGCGCCAUUGAGGAAACAACAUAUUUAUACAUCCCGAACAACGCUGUAGGUGCUAUAAUUGGAACGAAAGGAUCACACAUUCGCAACAUGAUCAGGUUCAGUGGGGCAUCAGUUAAGAUUGCACCAAUGGAUGAAAAUCAGAAAGAUUCACAACAAGCAGAGCGGAAAGUGACCAUUGUUGGCUCUCCAGAGUCGCAGUGGAAGGCACAGUAUCUGAUCUUCGAGAAGAUGAGGGAGGAGGGCUUUGUUUCCGGGAGUGAUGACGUGCGCCUGACAGUCGAGAUCUUGGUCCCCAGUGGACAAGUGGGCCGCAUUAUCGGCAAGGGCGGCCAGAAUGUGCGAGAGCUGCAGCGAGUCACCGGCAGCAUCAUCAAAUUGCCAGAGCAGUCGGCCAGUCCUCCUCCUCAGGACGAGGAGACAACCGUCCACAUCAUCGGUCCCUUCUUCUCGGUGCAGUCGGCGCAGAGGCGUAUCCGGUCUAUGGUAGUGGCUGCUGGUGGCUCAGGAGGCCGUACGCCGCGCGGUCCACGCCAGGAGACACAGUAACUGCUCUCGGCCUCGCCAACACAAAUACCUCGAAGCGCACGUAUACCAAAGACUUAGGAGUGUGGGUUAGGCUAGGAGCAGUCAGUGCAAGAAGUACAAAGAGACCUCGCUAGGUUGUUCUACCCAACUUGUUGUAGAUUAUAUCGGGAGGCAACCGAACCGAGUCUCAUUUUGUAAUCUAGGAUUUAAACAAUUGUAAGAGAAUUUUCAAAUUGAGGGCAUUUCUUUUAUAGAAAAUUAUUUAAGUGGUGAAAAUCCACUAAGAUUAUUUUUGAUACAUUGUUGUCGAAUUUUUAAAUUUUUGUUAGAUUUUUUAUUAUAAUAAAAUUUUAUUAAAAGUUUUUAAAAAUAUGGCGCAUAGCAUUGUUCGCUAUGUGGAAAAAUGGAGAUUCCUUAUCAGAGUGUUAUCUAAAUGAAUACAAUAGAUUGGAUUAUAUACUAGCGGAGAAUUUAGGUUUUCCGCACUUUAACACCGUUCGUGAAAUAAAUUAGUCUGCGCUCUUUAACGCCUCUGUUUAGCCCUUCACCUUGAAUUAAACAGAACGGUGAAUUUACAAAGAAUACUUAAAUCCCUUCAAUUAGAUUAUACGCAUAGACAAUCUUUGAGUGCUAUAUAAAGAUCUCAUCUGCAACCUAUGGCAUACCCUCAAUUUAAGUACUAAACCUUUUUUUGAAAUGCAAGCACUAGGACUGAACCGAUAUUGUGAAUUUUCCCUUCCUAACCGCCCUUAUAACGUCGUUAAGAACUUAAAAGUGUGCGUAAUUCAAUGAAAAUGAUUGUUUUUGUUUUUAAAUGGCAGGGAUGUAUUUUUACUCACCCAAUAAAUCUUUUUACUCCGUCUUACUGAUGCCUAGAGAUACUACACAAGUUCUCUUGUUUGUUUUUGUUAACGGCAACUUGAAAUAUGCUCAAGAUAUAUAGUCUGAGUUUUCUAAGUAUUUUUCGCUUCUACGAGACAGAGGAGGGCUUGUAAUACUGAGUUGUUUGUCGGUUAACGAAUUUUUAUUGUUAUAGGCGUUAGAACACUUCAACUGACACGGGCCAUAGCUGCGCCAUCAACUUGGUGAUUUUACAUAUUGUUAUUGCUGCAGAGAAUAUUUUAUAUAUGUAAUGUUUUAUUUACGUACAAUAUAUUUGUCGUUAUACAGUUAGAGUUAAGUAUACACAUAUACAGGUUCUUCUUUACCUCAGAGUCAGCUGUGACGUGUGUAGUUGAACUGUUCGCGGCCGACAACAAUCUCUUUCGAGCCCAGUUGUUAUAUUAUACAGAAGCGGAAAAUGCCUUCUGAUUGCCUAUGGUCCAUGGCUCAUAGCAAUAUGUUGUUUUAAAGAAUAUUUUGUUUUCAUUAUACUAACUAUAGCCACAAUAUAGUAGAUUAUAAUAGUGUUUUUGUUUUGACGCUAUGGAUUAUUGUUUAUACUGCAUUGUUAGCUGCCUUUUAUUGUUCUGUUUUUUGUUUUUUAUUUUUUAUAAACAAAUAUCAUAUCUCCUCUACCUCACAAAUUGGUCUUAGAGUAGAUUCAUGUAUGUACAAAAACUGGUACAUCCGCCUUAUUUACAAUAAGGAUCAAAGGGCAUUAAUAGUGGAGUCAGUUUAAGCUUUGACGUCGUGGUCUUCAACUGUGGUUUCCUUGGGUACAAUCAGUUUUGUUUGUUUACUAUCUGGCUUACAUCUGUUGGUAAACUGCAAAAUUCACAUUAAUUAUUCAUAGUCGCUUAUUCCCGCCCAAACAAAGCUGUAGUACAAAAACUGUCUCAGGGAGUAGUGACUUGAAGCUCAUGUGAAACCAGUUUGUUGAAACUUUUCUCAAAAAUGUAUAUUUUAUUAAUGCAUCCGAGAACUUUAUUAUUAUUAUAAAUAUAUAUGUAUUGUUAGGGUGCUUGAUGCAGUCGUAACUUUACCUACACAUGUACAACAACAUUGGCCUUGCUCAUCAGGAGAACUGGUGGCAUUAGUAUAACAUCUAGCAAGAGUACCAGUAGUGUAGGUCAACAAGUUUACGAUUGUAAAAAAUUAAAAUAAAAUACUUCCUUCCUCUAUAUCUGUGAAAAAGUAUAAAGAGAAAUUAUUUACUUUAAGUAAUAAAUUAGUGAAAUCAAUGGGCAUUCGUUUCAGUUAAGAAAUACAUUUUAUUUAAAGAUUUAUUAUGCAUGGUAUAAAUAUAUAUAUAUUAUAUGGAUUUCAAUGUGUUCUGUUAAUAGAAUAAAUAGAUCAUAUUAUAUUUGUUUCAUUGUUAUGUAAAAGGUCCAUUUUGGCAAUUAUCAUAUUUACUUUGGGUUACAUUGGGUAGUGUUUUAUUCCUAUUUCACAUAAAAUAGUGGUGUUUCUUUGACACAGUUAACUUUUUUUAUUUUUUAAGCCAUUCCGUAUGAGUUAAUUACUAUUUUUAAUAACCCUACAUAACAUUGCCAAUAUUUUUUCGUUAUACAAUUCAGCCCCUUAUCCCAAUAUAACCACAUUUUUUCUGCAUUACUAAUAAACUGAUUCCACCGGAACAUUACACAUUUGCAAGAUGUUAUUUUUUUUACUCCGGCUGGAUGAUGUUUUCAUCAUAAGUUAGACGAUGUGAUAUAGAAUGGUAAAUUUAAUUUCAUAUUCAGACUAUAUUAAAAAUUAUUGGAACACUGGAUUUUUUUAAUUUUUAUAUGAAACAAAUCAUUUUUAGAUUAAUGGUCUUAAAUCAAAACUUAAGAUUGCAGGUUAAAUAUCAGCCGUGCCUUAAAGUCGGAGUGUAUUUUUCAAGGUUGUCCGUGGACCGGUUUGUUAUUGGGAAUUUUUGACGAAUUCGGAAAGAUCCUCAAAAUAAAAAUGAUUUGUUGUAAUUUUAAGUCUGGGUUAAAAUGUUUUGUUGUAAGGGGAGAGGACCUAUUGCAAGACUGAGGUUGUUAAGAUUGUUAUAAGUUUGUUUAGUCCAGUGUUCCUAUUGGAGUAUUGUAAUUUUUGUUACUUGUUAAAUUACUUAAUUAUUAUUAAUUAAGUUAACCGAUUAAAGGUUAGUGACCAAUUUUUGAUACGGUAUGUUAUAGUAUGCCUAGUGUGUGAUACUGUAUAUGUAAGUAAAUGCCUUAUACACGGUACAAUAACUUGCAUCUUAGUUAUCCGUGAAGGUACAGGGUAACAAUCCAACCAUGUCUUGUUGUAGACAGCAUUUAGUAAAACUGACAAAAUUCAGAUUACCUACAACUCGGAUUAAAAUUUCAAAUUAGGAGUAUGGCACAGCACAUAACCUCUUGUCACAUCGUCCCCUCCGCCUCGAUUGGUUUGGCAUAGCUUAGAACUGACUUAUUACUCGGCCUCAACACACAGAGGCUAUACUGGGCGUUCAGAUACAAUAAUAAAUCAGUUUAUAUUAAGGAUUAUAUAAUGUUGGAUGUAUAAAAAUGAGAGAAUUAUAUCGUCGACUUCAUUUUUUGUACACGAACAAUAUAUAUAGUCCAUGCAAGCAUGCUAUCUCCUUUUUCUACCAUGAGAAAAUAAAUUAUUCUAGUUAAGAAAAA